Bathycoccus prasinos is the source of this 1128-nucleotide messenger RNA. RefSeq lists its product with no specific name. Gene Ontology annotation, cellular component: mitochondrial small ribosomal subunit. The transcript has a single exon. NCBI's taxonomy places the organism in Eukaryota, Viridiplantae, Chlorophyta, Mamiellophyceae, Mamiellales, Bathycoccaceae. The coding region runs from base 1 to 1128 and encodes 375 amino acids. Gene Ontology annotation, biological process: mitochondrial translation. Gene Ontology annotation, molecular function: structural constituent of ribosome. The record is from RefSeq and is a predicted model, not a curated record.
AUGUCGCAGAGUAAGCGAAAACACAACUCUGCUGCUCCAUUUGCACAAAAGUUGCUUCAAUACACCACAAUUCACAAAAAAGAAACGCGCGAAGACAAAGAAGACAAAGAAGAAGAUAGAGAUAUAACUCUCGCAAUCGUCAUGUCUUCUCGCGUCGUCGCCCAAGUUUCGUCGCGACGAGGAGGACGCUUUUUAUCUUCGUUGUUGUUCUCGUCGUCGUCUAACACUCCUCACGCUCGCACGUUUCCCGACGCCUCCCUGCUGUGGGGGCAAAUGCAUCAUCGAUCGUCGUCGUCUUUGUUCGUCGUCGAUGAUGAUGUCGUGGUUAAAGGUCGAGCGACGAGCAAAAAAAUGUUUUUCACGACGUGUGCGCGAGCAAGAGCAGCAGCAGCCGGUGGGGAGGAGGAGGAGGGCGGAGAGACGUCCUCUUCCUCUUCCUCCUCAGAGAGCGAAGAUGUUGGGGAAAAGAACGACAACAACACCAGCAAGAGCAACAAGCGUCUGACGAGGAAAGACAAAGGGUCGUACGCCGGGAUGUUGACUGAAAUCGACUCGUACGAAUCGCACGAGUUUAGGAGAACGAACUUAUACGACACGAGAGAACACGUUGGGUUGGAGGAAAACCGCGAGAAAGUUUUGAACGAGUUAUUAGAAAGGGUCGAGGAGAUUACGAGUUCGGAGGAGUACAAGGCGGCGUUGGCGAAAGAAAUGGCGGAGAUGGAGGAAGAGGAGAAAAACGGGACGGAGAGGAUAUUGGAGUGGGAGACGAAUUUGGUUUUAGAGGCUGGUGGGACGCAAGAUCACGGUUUAAAUAAGAAGGUGAGUUUAAAAGUGAACGUGGACGCUUUGAUGAAGGAGACUGGGUUGUCCGAGGAGGCGAUGGACUACAUCAAGGCUAUUUGCGGGAAACGGUUUUUGAAAAAGACGAACGAGAUUCGAAUCGUGUGUCGGAGAUACGCGGAUAGAGAACAUAACAGACAGUGGUGUUUGAGAGCGCUGUAUGAGCUGAUAGAGGAAGGGCAGAAGGAAUUCCCGAGCGGCGGUUUCAAGAGGGAGGAUAUCAUAGAGUUGAACGCCAAGCGACGAAAUGAACUUGGAGAUUCGGCGACGUACGUAUCUCAGAACUAA